Molecule: messenger RNA, 972 nt
Organism: Ascoidea rubescens DSM 1968
Lineage: Eukaryota; Fungi; Ascomycota; Saccharomycetes; Ascoideales; Ascoideaceae
Product: Mrp/NBP35 family ATP-binding protein
Exons: 2
Coding region: 55-972 (305 amino acids)
Biological process (GO): iron-sulfur cluster assembly; mitochondrial respiratory chain complex I assembly
Cellular component (GO): mitochondrion
Molecular function (GO): 4 iron, 4 sulfur cluster binding; ATP-dependent FeS chaperone activity; ATP binding
Source: RefSeq, a predicted model, not a curated record
AUCAAAAGCAAAAUUCUUUUUCCUUCAGACUUCAAAAUAUCGAAACCAGAGAAAAUGAUUGCAAGAUUCUACAUUAAAGAGCCUGCCAUAUUUUACUUAAAAAGAUUUUUUAGCAGAUCAUCUAUAUUUAAUCAUGAGAACCCCUUAGGUUUGCCCAAAAAGUCGCCAAAAAUUCCUCGAAUGUCAAGAGGUUUGCCAGUAAGACAACACAUUCCUCAUGUAAAAAAAGUAAUACUUAUUUCUUCUGCCAAAGGUGGUGUAGGAAAAUCGACGGUUUCUUCGAACAUUGCUUUAUCUCUACAAAAAUUGGGGAAAAAUGUUGGUUUGUUAGAUGCUGAUUUAUUUGGCCCCUCAGUACCUAAACUAUUCAAUCUCUCAGGAGAACCUCGAAUAUCAGAUUCUGGCAAGCUAUUGCCUCUAACAAAUUAUGGCUUACAAACAAUGUCAAUGGGUUAUCUUAUUCCCAGCGAGAAAUCUGCAGUCGUCUGGAGAGGAAUGAUGGUGAUAAAGGCAUUACAACAACUUCUAUUUGAGGUAGAAUGGAAUAACAUAGAUAUUCUAGUGAUAGACAUGCCCCCAGGCACUGGUGAUACCCAACUAACAAUAAGUCAGCAGGUCAAGGUGAAUGGAGCAGUUAUUGUCUCGACUCCUCAAGAUAUAGCUCUAAUUGAUGCCAUAAAAGGAAUCACAAUGUUCAACAAGGUCAAUAUUCCAAUCUUGGGAUUGGUCCAAAACAUGAGUUUUUAUGUCUGCCCAAACUGCAAUCAUGAAUCUCAUAUUUUCGGCAACGAUGGCGUCAAAAGAGAAGCUGAGAAGCAGCAGUUGGAUAUUCUAGGUUCUAUUCCCAUCAACGAGAAAAUCUGUCGCCAGUCAGAUUUGGGCAAACCAAUUGUUAUUUCUGAUCCAGACUCUCCCUCUGCUGCUUUUUAUGUUGAAAUUGCUCAAAAAAUCCUUCAGAAGCUUGAAAAAUAA